GAAGAGCAGGAGACGAGAGGUGUGUGCGUGUGUGCGUGUGUGUACGUGUGUACGUGUGCGCGACUUGGCCCUCUCUCCCUGGCCCUCUGUCUCUCUCUCUCACUGGCUCUCUCUUCUGUGGCCCUCUCUCUCCCUCUCGCUCUUUCUCUCUCACUCUCGCUCUCCCUCCGUCAGUCGGGCCUUGGCUCUCACCCCGGCAGGAGAAAGGGAGAGGGAAAAGAGGCAGAAAAAAGAGAAAAGAUAGAAAAUAGAGAGAAGAGAGAGAGAACGGACAGAAAAAGAAAACGAGGAAGAAGAGAACAGAUCGGAAACGAGAGAUUAUCGAACAGGAAAAAAAAAAAAACGUGAGAGAGGGAGAGAAAAGUGAGAAAGAGCAAGGAGACAUAAGUAGUGAUAAAGUUACACCGUGGAGGAGGUGGAGGAACAGCAAGUGGAGGAGGUGGAGAUAGUCCUGGUGGAAGAGAGAAGGUGGAGAUAACUCGAUCUCUUCUCUGACAUCGUAUAGCCCUCAGUGUCAUCCCUAUUCCUUCUUCCCCCCUCCCUCCUCCUCCCUUCAGAUUAUCCUCCCUUCUCCCUCUCCCCUCCUCCCUCUUCCUCCUCCGUCAUUCACUAGAGGAAGAAAAGUGUGAAAUGGAAGAAAAGCAAAACAUGACGAAAUAAGUCAGUGAAUAGCGAAGGAAGUGGAGAGGUCGGAGGCGUCGGCAGCAGGUGACGUGAUGUGCCGGCAGGAUCGCUGGGGCUGAGAGACGCUGUGCUGCCGUGCCGCGUGUGUGUGCGUGUGUGUGCCCCGCGGCGCCCAUACCAUGUAGCGAGGGGCGCCUGUCGUGUGGCUGUGUCGCCGCCCCCUUGUUUCCGCCCGCCCCUCCCCGCCCCCCAUCCCGCCCCACACGUGCCUCAUGCAGGAACGGACCCCCGCCGCGCAGCUCAUGGUGCCCUUCGCCAGAAUGAACUGCAAGGGGCUGUCGGCCCGCGCCAACCCCGACGCCGCGGCCCGGCCCCCCGGGGACCUGGACUGCCCCGGCGCCCCGUCCCUCCCCUCCUAUGCGAGGACGGAGUCUUUCCCCUCCGCCCACAGCUCCUCGCCCUCCCCGAGGAUGGUGGAGGAAUCACACUACUUCUCUCUCGGGGGCGUGCCGUCGCCGCGCACCCCUGGGGGACUGCCGGCCUUUAGCAGCGUCGUGGAUGACAUGUUCCUCAACGGCCAACUGAUGGGCGGCUCGCGACCCAUGGCCAUGCCCACCAUGGGCGUGGGGGCGCUCAGAGCGUCGCCACAGCAGCAGCAACAACAGCAACUUCAACAACAACAACAACAGCACCAGCAACAACAACAGCAGCAACAGCAGCAACAGCAGGAGUACGAGGACGGGUCGUCUUUGUACGGCUACGCCACGCUGGGCGGCCCCCUCGGGGACGCCGCGGCCCGCAGCAGGUCCCUGGACGACGUGCUGGGCCGCCGCUCCGACUCCUCCCGCUCCCCGAAGCUGCUAGACAUGGUGAUGCCGCCCUCGCCAAGGUUCUCCGUGGCCGACAUCGAGGCCGAGGACGACGACGACGACGAUGAGAUCAAGGCGCUGCGGAGCGAAGACGACGGCAACGACGCGGGCGACGAGGACACCAGCUUUGAGGAGGACUUGCAUUUCCCUAACGACUACGUGUACGGGUUCUAUGACGAGGGCGGGGAGCGGGUGGUAUGGGAGUUCCACAAUGUGACCCUUACCCGCGUGCCGGGCUACGGGUUCGGCAUCGCGGUGAGCGGCGGCCGGGACAACCCGCACUUCACCAACGGCGACCCUUCCAUAGCCAUCUCUGACGUGCUCAAGGCAGGCCCAGCAGAGGGCAAGCUGCAGAUCAACGACCGGCUUAUUUCGGCCAAUGGCAUCAGUCUGGAGAACGUGGACUAUGCAAGGGCAGUACAGGUGCUGCGGGACUCUGGGGCAGCGGUGCAGCUGGUGGUGAAGCGCCGCAUCGUGCUACCUGCAGCUCCUGAGGCACAGACGGUCAAAGUCACGCUCACCAAGAACAAGAAGAAGGAAGACUUUGGCAUUGUGCUGGGCUGCCGCAUCUUUGUGAAGGAGAUCACUAACAAGGCCUCAGUGGAGAAGGAGGGCAGCCUCAAAGAAGGGGACAUUGUACUUCGAAUCAACUCAAAUUCCACUGACAGCCUGACUCUUAAAGAGGCCAAGAAGCUACUGGAGAGUACAAAGGAGAGGCUGAGCUUGGUGGUGCGAAGAGAUCCUCCUCCCUCUAUGCUUGCCCCUCCAGACCUCACUGUUAAGGAUGUUCGGAAUUCUGAGUUCAGUGACACGCGGCCCAACUACUCAACUCAAAACCUGUAUGUUCAGCCCCCAACUAGGGCCGAGAUGCAGCGGGGUCUGUAUGGCCCUGAGAUCCCUGACGCCAAGAAUAAUCUCAUGAGGUCGGGGUAUAACCCUGGGUUGGGCAUGUCAUCUGGGGAAGCUCAAUAUGGUCUAGAUGACCAGGGUUCCCCCCAGGAUGAUGCUCCUCCCCCACGCCCUCCCCUUCCCCGUCCUGAGGAUUACUACACCUGCCAUGCACCCAAGGAAGGCCAAAACUCACCAUCCAAGGUACCAGACCCACGUUUUGUGAGCUUCAAGAAGGAGGGAAGCGUGGGCAUUCGUCUCACAGGAGGGAACGAGGUGGGAAUUUUCGUGACAGCAGUUCAACCCGGCUCUCAGGCACAGCUCCAAGGACUUAUUCCCGGCGAUAAGAUACUGAAGGUCAACGACAUGGACAUGGCAGGAGUAACCCGAGAGGAGGCUGUUCUUUACCUCAUGAGUCUUCAGAACCAAAUUGACCUAAUUGUUCAGACACUCAAGCACGACUAUGAAUCCAUCCUCAACACACAGAAAGGCGACCUCUUCUAUAUAAAGACACACUUCCACUAUGAGCCUAACGGCAAAUCCGAGCUGAGUUUUCGGUCUGGAGACAUCUUCCGGGUGGUGGAUACUCUGCAUAAUGGUGUGGUGGGGGCCUGGCAGGUACACCGUAUUGGCCGCAACAACCAGGAGACACAAAAGGGCAUCAUCCCCAACAAAGCGAGGGCAGAAGAGCUUGCCACUGCCCAAUUCAAUGCUGCCAAGAAGGAACAAACGCAGUCAGAGUCUCGAAGUGGCUUCUUCAAAAGACGAAGAAACUCUAGACGCUCAAAGUCACUGGGGAAGGACCACUGGGAGGAUGUGGUGUUUGCAGACUCUGUGUCCAAGUUCCCUGCUUAUGAGAGAGUUGCACUUCGCCACACUGGCUUUGUGCGGCCCAUUGUCCUCUUCGGGCCACUCUCUGAUCUGGCAAGGGAAAAGCUGCUCAAGGAGAACCCAGACAAGUUCUCUUCUCCACGGAUAUACAUGCGACUCACAAUGCCCAUACCAUGCUAUGGGGGCUAUCCGUACCCCUCGCUGCGUGAGUUGGAUAGCAGUGGGGAAAAGCCGUCUGGGAUCAUCCGUCUCAGCGCUAUCAGGGAGAUCAUGGACCGAGGAAAACAUGCAGUGCUUGACAUCACACCCAAUGCUGUCGACAGGCUCAACUACGCUCAGUUCUAUCCCAUUGUAAUCUUCCUCAGGGCUGAGUCCAAGCAGAUUGUCAAGGAGCUUCGUAGCGGCUAUCCAAAGGGUCGCAUGAGCAGCAAAAAGCUAUUUGACCAGAGUGUGAAGCUGGAGAAGCUGUGGUCACACAUCUUCACCGCCACCAUCAGCCUCACUCAACCCGAGGCGUGGUUCCGGAAAGUUCGGGAAAUUGUUGAGAAGCAGCAGUCAGGACCGAUUUGGAUGUCAGAAACUAAGCAGCCUCCUGAAGCCCUGUCUGAUGACUUCCUCUUUCCUAUGACCUCACGUCUGUCCUACGCUUCCUCUCCUGAGUCUGACUUGGAAACAGGACCUGAAUCUCGAACCCCCUCCAAGUCCCUCCACCACCACCCUCCACCCCACAAUAUGUAUCCAGAUUCUCGAGAGCCCUCCAGAAACCGCAUGGUGAAAAGUUCUUCAGACCCCAGCCUGGCUGCCCCUGAGGACACUGAGCCCAAUGCUUAUGGGGGUCCUCCACCCUACACUGCCAGCCCCACCAGGAUUCCACCCGGGCCCAGUGAAGCCUUCAAUGACCGACGGAAGUCCCAUGGAGGCGACAGCAAGUAUGGUUUUGCCAGUGGAGGUUCGUAUGGCUCUGACCUCUAUGCCUCUCGUCCCACCGUAAGUGCCCACAGAAGCACUGCAGGGCCUGGGGGGACUGGGGGAACAGGAGGGGCAGGCUUGACCUCCCCUCAUGGCUCACCAUACUCAGCUGUUCCACCACCUGGGUACAGUGGUCGGCCUCCUCAGCAGAACCUGUCUCCCCCUAUGCAAUCCCCUCACCACCGCCGCUCACCCAAUAUCCCUCCAGGCCGGAGCCCCCCCAACAUGGGGUAUUCCCCCUCAGAGCUUGGAGGGAACAUGGCCCCACCCCCCCCUUACAUCAAUGGUCAUUCUAAUGAGACCGGGCCUGAGGUGCCCCCCAAAGUAGACCGGACCAGUAAGCCGGGUAGGGUGAGGUCCGGCCAGGACUUUGGCUCAGGGAAGGAGCUUGAUUAUGACGGCAACUACAUCAACACAGGACGAGGCGCCAGUGUAGACCCCCAGCACAAGAGUCCCUAUGAUGUGGUCAACCCACCACUUGGUCCCAAUGCUCAUGAUGACCUCAAGAGCAGGAUGCACCCAAGAUCACCCCAUGAACCUUACCGAUACUCCCGCUCCUCCUCGCAGCCCCCCACCUACCGCUCAGAUGACCCCUACCGCAGAUCUUCAGACUAUAAACCAGUACCACCACCAAAGAGCAACAACUACAAGCCAGUCCCACCACCUAAACCAAAAAACUACAAGCCCCAAGCCCCAGGUGGGAUGGGACCAGGGAUGGAUGGAGGCUGGGGGGAGAUGUACAUGGAUGGACGUAAGGUUUAUGAGCGGGGGACAUACCACACCACCAGCAAUGGGGGUCUGAGUGAUGACUACAGUGGGCUGGACAGUGGGCAGGGCAGCAGCCUGGACAGAAAGUAUGACACCUUUGGCCGGUCAUCAUACAAUAAGGUUUCAUCAUCUGCUUCUGGCCGGAGUGGUUACUACCUCAAUGUUCCUCCACCCCGGGACAUGGGUGUGGGGGGCCGUGACCUGCCUAAUCAUGACCACAAGGGAAGCGCCUUUGAACUGUACAAGAAGCCACCUGACCCACGUGGCCCCCAUGGAGGCCAUCCUAACCUUCCUACAUACUCUGACCUCGGAAACAGCAGCCGGUCAGUGGCAGAAGAAGGCAAACAUAAGGUGAUUGCCACAGCCCGAGGGGUGUUUGAUCACAAAGGGGGAACCCUCACCUCUGAGGAGACUGGCGUGUCCAUAGUCAUUCCAUCUGGGGCCAUAACCAAAGGCACCAAACAGGAGAUUUACUUCAAGGUCUGCCAGGACAACUCAUUGGUCCCUCCACUCGACCAGAACAGAGGUGAGACCUUGUUGAGCCCACUGGUGAUGUGUGGCCCUCAUGGCCUAAAGUUCUCGCGGGCAGUGGAGCUUCGACUUCCCCACGCUGCCUCAGUCUCACCUAAUACAUGGAGUUUUGCCCUCAAGUCCUCUGACACUCCAACGGGCCAGCCUGCCCAGUGGACCAACAUGUCUCUGGCUGAUGCACCACAUACCUCCCACGUUGGGGCCAACUGUGUGUCUGUGUUGGUCGACCACUUCUGAAGACCCGUGCGGCCACCUUCCCUUGGACAGACUUGAUGCUUGCCGGUUGUUGGUGAAUAAAAAAAAGACUCAUGACCCAGCCAUGUCUCUUAGUGUUGAUAUCAAUUUCAGUAAAAAAAAUUAUAUGACCUACCACUGAUACUACUUAAGUAGUCAGCAACUCAUGAAAAUGUCAAACAAUAAAAAAACAUAUAUUGAACUGUCGUGUGAAUUCUUGGGUGUUUCAAGCAUACAUUGUUUAACACAAGUGCUACAAAUUCUGUUGAAACUUUGACUUUCCCUUGCAGUAAUGUGUGACCAACUCUGGGGGGUGAACAGCCAGAGUGAACAGUGAUUAUCAUGUGCAUAAUUCUUUUUAACAAAUACCCAUUUCCAUGUGUUUUGCCUCAGAGUUAGCUCUGUGAAGAAUGUCCAUUGUGCAAAGUUUCAGUUGUUAUUUUAUGCAUAAUGAUACAGAAAUGUCUAGAAUAUGGGCUGAAUACAGUGUUGUCUUUCUGUAACGUUAGAUUGUCCAUCAGUAAUACAUUCUCUGUUCAUUGUCGUUCAUAGUUGUGAUUGUGGUGCUGUAAACACCAGCAUUGUUGCUGCUGUUGUGAUUAACAUGUCAUAUAUGGAUUGUCACUUCCCUUCCAACAUAGGAGUGAUAGCAGCAGCAUGUCAUGACUUGCAGAUUGCCUUUACAGUCAGUUCUGCCUUCAUAACCUCAGAAGAAAUGAAAGAAAUUAGUUUAGAUGAUAGUAGCAGUGACCGUGUUAAAGUGUUUACACUACUGCAGUCAUGGUCAGGAGUGACUGUGAGUGUGAGUGAUAAUGUUAUGUGUGGGUGUUAAGAUGUUAUAUCUCUGAAGUAUUAUCACAGGUCACAGAUGAGGGAUCACAGUCAAAUAUUCUGUACAGCCUAAUUUAUCACCAGGUUAUUUAUUAUUUCCACACAUCUGACAUGCAUGCUACUUAAUAGAUUUGUCUCACAUGUAAAGCACUCAGAACUGUAAUGUUUUGGCAUCUUUAAAUUUUGAGGUUUACCCCUCAACCAGUGUUGUUUUGGGUGUUGUCAACCUGUAAUGGCUUUACAAUCAAGCGUUUAUAGAAAUUUUGACAAAUCUGCUCAAUUUUGACCAAGAAGUGAAUGUUUGAUAAUCCUGUAUACUAGAAAAGCAUAUUCCUAAUUAAAAAAAAAUGAAAAUACUUCACACAUUAGAAUCAAUAGAUGAGACUUUCUAUACUAUAGAGCUAAUGCAUGUUUGUGUGAGGAGACUGCAAGCACAGGAUCUGUUCAGUGAUACCAUUUUAAGAUUUUGAAAGACAAUAAUACCACCACUUCUUACAUCACUAAUGAUCAAACUGUUGACUUUACUAUUAUUAUUAUUAUUAUUAUUAUUACUUUUUUUUAUUAUCAUUAUUAUUAUUACUAUUAUUUUUUAUAUUUUUAUUUUUUAUUUUUUACGUCGAAGCCUGUAGCACCGAUAGGCUUUCUUGAGGGGCCUGGUGGUCGGCCCGAGCCCGUCUUGGUGCAGGUAUGUAUGUUAGUGGAACAAUGUAAGAAAAGACUAUGGAAAAAAGAAUUCAAAGUUUUAAUUGACAGUUUAAUUGGUGUUGUGCCCCUAGAUACAUAUAAAGAAUCAUUAAUAUAAUGUUGUCACACUAGGAAGCAAUCAAAAGAUUUUGUUACUCUUGAAUCUGAUUCACAGCCUUAAAUGUUGAUUGCCAGCCCAUAGGUUUUAUUGCACAAGGUUUAGUUUUGUUAGUUACAGGACAGAGUGAGUGAAACAAGGGCAGCUCCAAGGAUCUGAAAAAUAAAAGCACAAUACUAGUGUACCUUUCCUUUAUUACAAAUUGACAUUGCAUUGAAAAGUGCCUUCCUGUUUAAUGAAGUAUUAACUUGAAGUAUCAGAAAAAUUGCACCUUUUAAUCAUAAUACAACUAAAGUAUAAUUUUAAUAAAGAUCCUUUGUUAAUGUGUAUAUAAGAUAACUGUAUAGUGCCCUUGGCUGACAGAUUUGCCAUUGGAUGGAAAGGAUAGAGUUGAAAGAUGGCUGGUGUAGCGGAGAGCAGCUGAGAGAUGACUGAUGUAGCAGAGCAGCUUAGAAGUGACUGAGAGGUGAUUGAUGUAGCAGAGCAGCUGAGAGGUGAUUGGUGUAGCAGACAAACCAUUGUGUCAGUAAUUUUCAUCCAGUCAGUCAGUAAGUGAAUGUUGUUCCCACCUAUUAGUCUGUUGGUCUGUUUCAAGUUAACUAGUCUAAACUAUAACUACAAAAAAGCAAACAACUGCAGAUUUAAGGAUUGCUACCUUAUUUUGUGUUUUACUUUCAGACAACGAACCGUAUAUGGUUUCUGUAUAUAAGAAAACGUAUUUGUGUUCCAACAGUAAUAUAUCUGUAUAUGACAACCAUUUGUAUCCUAUAGAAAGUGUUAAAUAUAAAGCCUUUUUUUCAA
This is a messenger RNA of Eriocheir sinensis (Chinese mitten crab), 8148 nucleotides long. It is a transcript of the gene pyd, whose product is annotated as tight junction protein ZO-1-like. NCBI's taxonomy places the organism in Eukaryota, Metazoa, Arthropoda, Malacostraca, Decapoda, Varunidae. The coding region runs from base 897 to 5717 and encodes 1606 amino acids. The transcript has 22 exons. Gene Ontology annotation, biological process: protein localization to cell-cell junction; cell-cell adhesion; cell-cell junction organization. The record is from RefSeq and is a predicted model, not a curated record. Gene Ontology annotation, molecular function: cell adhesion molecule binding. Gene Ontology annotation, cellular component: bicellular tight junction; plasma membrane.